AAUUACAUAAUAUUCCACCGUUACAUCCUAUGGUUGUAUUUUCGUUAGUUUGUUCUGAUGUCGUGUCAUUAUCGCUUGUGUUUCAGGUAAUUAUUAAUCCACUCUGCGCAAUGUCGAAAUCAAUUUCAAUGCCCGUACAUUAAGAUUUUCGUUAAGAUUUUAUGUGUCGAGAGGUAACAAUGAAAAUUCAUACACAAAAACAGUAAAAAAUAUCAACAUUUGUACAAUAUUUCAGAAUCUAGUGAUUAUGUGGACGAAUGCAAGGUGAAAUGAUCGUCUGGUUUUCCGUCAUCAUAGCGACGAUCGGUUGGUGCGUGGACUGUUACAUCGAAGACUUGUGUCCGAAUUGCAAUCUCUAUCAAGAUUCAGCUGAGGUCCGGUCCCACUGCGCCUACCCGUGUCAGUGCGCCAACAGGGACCCGGUUUGCGAACCGGGAGUGCCACACACCCGCGACGGAUGCGGUUGCUGCCCCGUGUGCGCCAGACAGGAUGGCGACCCGUGCGAUGGCAUCGCCGUAUGUGACCAGAGGAAAGGGCUGGUGUGCCAGUACGACGACUACUACAGCCCGGCCGGCAUAUGUAGAGUAGUAAAAGGCUUGCCGUGUACGGUGUACAACAAGACGUACGACAACGGAGAAACGUUCAGACUAGAUUGCAGAACGCAGUGCACGUGUCAGAACGGCACUUAUGCCUGUGCGUCGUUGUGUCCACAAGAAAAUAUAUCUCCUCAAGGACUUUGCAGGCAUCCCCGAUUGGUCGAAGUGCCCGGACAGUGCUGCAGGGAAUGGAUGUGUGACAACGUGAAUAUGGAAAGGCCGCCAAAUUGUGAAGCAUUAGUGACACCUUGGGCGGAAUGUUCGUCACAGUGCGGAUUAGGCCUUUCUAGGCGCAUGUCUAAUGCAAAUGAAGCGUGCAAGCCUAAUAACGAAACUAGACUUUGCCAAAUUAGGCCGUGUCACUCACCACCACUAGUGAAUGCUAAAUAUGCAAGACAUCAUCAUAUUAGAAAGGGACACGAGUGCAAGGCGACGAUCAAGUCGACGACACCGGUCCGGCUGAAGUUCGGCGACUGCAGGAGCCGGAAGACUUUCCACCCGAAGCGGUGCGGUGGCGCGUGCCCGUCCACGACUGGCGGUGUUGGUGGAGGCAACAGCGGCGGUGGAGGCAUCGUUUGCGCCCCCGAGCUCAGCACCACGGUCAAGGUGGAGUUCCUGUGCCGGAGCCCGGUGGAGGGCCAUGACCGGCUGGACGGCGCUGUACCCGGCGACGACCUUUGGGAACCAGUGCGCAGGCCCUUCUCGGCCACGGCGGACGAUUACGUCCACAGCGUGUACGUGGACGUCGAGUGGAUCGUGAAAUGCACGUGCCGGCGGCACGCUGACUGACGACGGCGGCGGCCGUGAACCGCUGGGCGUCUGAAGCCGACGCCGAUGCCCCUGCAGCAACCAGCCGCCCGCGACUUGGCCGAACUGUGAACGUUUAUUAUUUUACAUAUUUCAAUAAUCGCGACACACACACACACACACACACACACACACACACAUACACACACACUUACAGAACACACAAACCACAUGACGACGGUGACGACAACCGAGUUUUUUGAGAGUUUUUGUUUACGAUUUAAGAUCGACGUUUAUUAUUUUUGUUAGAAUUAUUAUUAUUACUGGGGCGUUUCUCGAUCUUUGAAUACACGCGACCAGGUUUGCCAAGUGAUAUUUUAUUAAAAAUUUGUUUCCACUGAAAUCUUUGCACCCACCAAAUAUAAUAGUUCCCCGCCGGUUUCAUUACUUAGAAGUUCUAUGGUUUUUUGAAUGAACCCCCGGCUCGAUGGCUCGGUGCAUGUCAAUAAUAUUAUUUAUUUUGUAUUACACUAUAAAUAUUUAAAAAAUGUUUUAAAAAUGAAUAUAAUUGUAUGGUCAGCUGGACCCACAUAAUUAUUCAUGACUCAAUAAAUCUGGUCUUUACCCAAAUUUUGAGAAACGCUUCAUAUUUAGGUAGAUAGAUUUGAGUACGCAUGAAGUAUGCAUCGUCAAAAAUAUGAGUUUUGAAUUUUAUAGAUUUUUUUUUCGCGUAUACCCAUAUUAUAUUAUUAUAUAACGUUUCCCCCGCAAAGAGUACCCUCACGUCCAUAGAUGGAGUUAUAUGAAGCCAAAAAUAUCGUUUGGAUCCCAAAGUUUAGAAACGCAAAUUCCAUUCAUUGAGGUGAUAAUUUUACAAAAAGCCUACAAAUCCCAUUGGCAGUAUCGCUUUCGAAAACAAAUAUACUUUGUAAGAAUAUUCAAUUCCGUGUUUUUGAAAAAUAAAAUACGCUCCCUGGAGGACCAACUGUAAUAUACUAUUAUAUUUUCAUCUCAAACGCGCUAAAAAAACAAUCACUAAUAAUAAUCGCCCGUUAAGAACCAUUGUAGUUAUACACAAUGUAACUAUAUAUCAUUAACUCAAUUUGUACAUAACGCACUCUAAAAUCUGACGUAUUUUACAAGUAGUUGUUAAUCAUUUACUCCACUUAUCUACUCUGUUUUUAAAAAUAAUGGGAUUCGUUGUAUGCAUAAUAAUUACAUACAAUACGCCGUAGGUAUAAUAUUAUAUAUUAUUAAUUAUUAUGUGCAUCGUACCGACACGCAUAAUCAAACGAAUAAUAUUUAAAAAAAAUUGUAACAAUGUUGUUACAAAAUAUUAAAUUUUUAUAAUAUUAUAUUAUGAUA
This is a messenger RNA of Myzus persicae (green peach aphid), 2708 nucleotides long. RefSeq names its product WNT1-inducible-signaling pathway protein 2 (gene Ccn). Gene Ontology annotation, molecular function: integrin binding; heparin binding. NCBI's taxonomy places the organism in Eukaryota, Metazoa, Arthropoda, Insecta, Hemiptera, Aphididae. Bases 258 to 1385 code for a protein of 375 amino acids. The transcript is spliced from 8 exons. Gene Ontology annotation, biological process: cell adhesion; signal transduction. Gene Ontology annotation, cellular component: extracellular region; extracellular matrix. The record is from RefSeq and is a predicted model, not a curated record.